Melozone crissalis (California towhee) is the source of this 3545-nucleotide messenger RNA. It is a transcript of the gene BTBD3, whose product is annotated as BTB domain containing 3. Gene Ontology annotation, cellular component: cytosol. Gene Ontology annotation, biological process: neurogenesis; cerebral cortex development; dendrite morphogenesis. The transcript is spliced from 4 exons. The coding region runs from base 383 to 1948 and encodes 521 amino acids. The record is from RefSeq and is a predicted model, not a curated record. Lineage: Eukaryota; Metazoa; Chordata; Aves; Passeriformes; Passerellidae. Gene Ontology annotation, molecular function: protein binding.
AAUAGGUGUCACUGUGUGCGAGCCCAAUCGCGCUCCGUGCCUGCAGCCAUUGGCUCCGGCUGCCGCUCCGCUCCCAGCCCUGCCCGCACAACUCGGGCUCGCCGGCAGCCUGGCACUGCCACCGUGCGCUGCUCCUGCCCUCUGCCCCGGCUGUAGCGCUGCCAGGCGCUUCCUGAUCGGGAAAGCUGGAAGGAAUGAUGGGGAUGUGUUUAACGGUUCAAGUACUGGAUCAAACUUAAACUCAGUUUCUUACUCCGGAUGCUGGAAAGGUCACCUUGUCUUGCUGACUCUCAGCUCUGCUGCUUUCGGUGUUCCAGCUUCCACGUAGAUUCCUAAAUGUUCCUGGCUAGUUAGGCUGUGGUCUUUACUCACGGGUAUACUGAUGGUAGAUGAGAAAGGAAAGAACAUGAAAUGUCUCACCUUCUUCUUGAUGCUUCCAGAGACGGUCAAGAACAGGUCUAAGAAGAGCUCUAAGAAAGGAAAUAGCAGCAGCAGUAGCAACAGCAAAUUGCCUCCUGUUUGCUAUGAAAUCAUUACCUUGAAGACCAAAAAGAAGAAGAAGAUGGCUGCUGAUAUUUUUCCCCGAAAGAAACCAGCUAAUACUAAUACAACUGCUGUCCAGCAGUACCAUCAGCAAAAUCUCAAUAACAACAACACUAUUCCUGCACCUAAUUGGCAAGGACUUUAUCCAACCAUCAGAGAGAGAAAUGCAGUGAUGUUCAACAAUGACUUGAUGGCAGAUGUUCAUUUUGUGGUCGGGCCACCAGGUGGGACCCAGCGGCUGCCAGGACACAAAUAUGUCCUGGCUGUUGGGAGCUCAGUAUUCCAUGCAAUGUUUUACGGAGAGCUCGCUGAGGACAAAGAUGAAAUCCGUAUACCAGAUGUUGAGCCUGCUGCUUUCCUUGCAAUGCUGAAGUACAUCUAUUGUGACGAGAUCGAUUUGGCAGCAGACACUGUCCUGGCCACUCUUUAUGCUGCCAAGAAGUACAUUGUCCCUCACCUGGCCCGUGCCUGCGUUAACUUUCUCGAGACAAGCCUGAGCGCAAAGAACGCCUGCGUGCUGCUCUCCCAGAGCUGCUUAUUCGAGGAACCUGACCUGACCCAGCGCUGCUGGGAAGUGAUUGAUGCCCAAGCUGAGCUCGCUUUGAAGUCUGAGGGCUUCUGUGACAUUGAUUUCCAGACACUCGAAAGCAUUCUCCGAAGGGAGACUCUGAAUGCCAAAGAAAUCGUCGUUUUCGAGGCGGCUCUGAGCUGGGCUGAGGUGGAGUGCCAGCGGCAGGAGCUGACGGCCACCAUCGAGAACAAGCGCAAGGUGCUGGGCAAGGCUCUCUACCUGAUCCGCAUCCCCACCAUGGCCCUGGACGACUUCGCCAACGGCGCCGCCCAGUCGGGGAUCCUGACUCUGAACGAAACCAACGACAUCUUCCUGUGGUACACGGCCGCCAAGAAGCCGGAGCUGCAGUUUGUCAGCAAGCCCCGCAAGGGCCUCGUCCCUCAGCGCUGCCACCGCUUCCAGUCCUGCGCGUACCGCAGCAACCAGUGGCGCUACCGGGGCCGCUGCGACAGCAUCCAGUUCGCUGUCGACAAGAGAGUGUUCAUUGCUGGCUUUGGGCUCUAUGGCUCCAGCUGUGGCUCGGCAGAGUACAGUGCUAAGAUUGAACUGAAGCGACAAGGGGUUAUCCUGGGCCAGAACUUGAGCAAAUACUUCUCGGAUGGUUCUAGUAACACUUUUCCUGUGUGGUUUGAGUACCCGGUGCAGAUUGAGCCUGACACCUUUUACACAGCGAGCGUGAUUCUGGAUGGUAACGAACUCAGCUACUUUGGACAAGAAGGAAUGACAGAAGUGCAGUGUGGGAAGGUGACUGUUCAGUUCCAGUGCUCCUCGGACAGUACGAAUGGCACAGGGGUACAGGGAGGACAAAUUCCUGAACUCAUAUUUUAUGCUUGAAUGGGAGUGUGUGCAUACAAAGCGUUUUGCUAUGAAGAACCUGUCUGGUUCAGGCCUACUGAUUCUUAGCUUUUUAUCUGCAGAUAUGUGAUCAGUACAGGGAAUAUGUAACUAAAUGCUGUGGGCAAGUUCCUGGCUUGCUGUACUUGUAGCAUCAUUGGUGAUUGAGUGUAAUAUUUAAACUGGAAGCUCUUAGAAACAAGCAAGUUUUAAAGGCUUUGUAAGGGGGGUGCCUGUUUGCUGGUGAUGCUGACCCUUUCUUUGCUGAUGCUAAUACCAGUGAAUCACCAGAGGAUGUCCCCCUCUUGUAUCUCAACACUGUCUUCAUUGAUCCAUUUUUUUUCUUUCUCCAUUUUCUGCUUUCUGCUUGUAUUGGGGAGGUAGGGGUAGAAAACAAAGAGUCUUGUUUUAUAGCUCUCUCUGCUGUCUGCUCUGCAGACUUUAGACAUUGCUGCUUUUGACCAUGGGGGCUGGAAGAAGUCCUUCAGUUGUAAGCAGAAAAAGCACAACUUUAAACCUUCAUCCUGUAGAUUCUCCUGUAGCCAACUGUUUGGGAUGGCUCCAGGGGAAGAUGGGAAGAAGGCAGCAUCUUUCAGGAAGCUCCACCAGCCAUAUCCCCAGUGCAUGGACAUGUUCACAGGGAGGAAGGGAUGUGGGCUUGGCAAGUUACCCUUGGAGUUCAUUUUCUAGGAAUCCCACCUUGAAGGCAAGGAAGUACUUGCAUGUGUUCAAAUUGUGCGUGCAGCUCUUGAAACUCUGCUCCCAUCACCCAGGUUUUGCUACACUGGAGUUGAUAUGCUCUUUAAAUGGCAUUUCUCUGAACCCUUGCUAAAAAAAAUGGGAAUUUAUAUCAAUCAUCUGAUGCAGGAUAAUUUUUUGUUUGUUUUGGGUGGGUUUUUUCUUCUUCCUAAACAUGGUAGAGGCAGAUUUUACAGGAAGAAAAGAAUGUAUCAAUCUUGACUUGGAUUUUUUUCUGUAAUAUGAGAUUUUUUUUCUUUUUAUUACCAGUUGAAAUUUAGACAAAGACAGGAGAUUCCCAACUGUGGUCAUGUUACACUUAGUGUAUAAUAGCAGUGAGGGGGAGGAAGUCUCUCCUAAUGGGUUAUUGUUGGAGCUCUUGCAAUUGCUUAUGGCUGCACAUCAGUCAGAGGAUUAUGUGGUCUGGAACCUUUUCCCUGGCUGAUUUUUUCCCCCCAGGAAAUUACAUGUCCAUAUCAUUUUUGGUGAUGUAACAGAAGUUACAUGUCUGUAUCAUUUUUGCAGAAAUAUGAGGGAUACUCCUUGGCUCAGGGGAGGAAACCAGUAUAAAUAAGAACUACAGGUACUGUUGAAACAUGAGAAAAUCCUUCAUCACUGCACUGGGACAGUGUUCCUCAAAGGCUGCACUGCCCAUUGUAAAGCAGCCUGCUUCACCUCCAAAAUGGGUUCUGUUUGUUGUGUACCUUUGAACAAAAUGAGAGGACCAAAUGAUUCUUUAGACCUGCUGGAGAUUAAUGUUACAGUAUAUCCACACAUUAAUGUAGCAUAACCCUCAAUUCACUUGUCAGUUCUGUAAUAAAAAUGUUUUUCUCAUCUCAUUUUACCAGUUUAAUGCUGU